Messenger RNA from Talaromyces amestolkiae, 1155 nucleotides. RefSeq lists its product as uncharacterized. Gene Ontology annotation, molecular function: 2-oxoglutarate-dependent dioxygenase activity. The record is from RefSeq and is a predicted model, not a curated record. The coding region runs from base 1 to 1155 and encodes 384 amino acids. NCBI's taxonomy places the organism in Eukaryota, Fungi, Ascomycota, Eurotiomycetes, Eurotiales, Trichocomaceae. The transcript is spliced from 5 exons. Gene Ontology annotation, cellular component: cytoplasm.
AUGGCCCCCGCCUUAGUCGAAGACCCCCUCCCUAUCCGGGAAACUACAGCUGCAAAGUCCAAUAUCACGGAGAACUUCAACAAGGAAUUCUUCAUCGGCGGCAAGGAGGCUUUUGAUAACAAGGCUGAGCUUGAGGGUACAGCGGCCCAACCUGCCGCUACAUACCCCAACUACCUCCCAGUUUGGGACAAUGAGAAGGGCGUGAAAUACCCUCCAUGGACGCCAUUCGAGCAUUAUGAGCAUGGCAAAGAUGCCGAUCCUUCACUUAAGGACCUUCUCCCAGCUGGCAAGGCCGAAGUUACUGAGAUUACACCAUACAUCGGCUCCGAGGUUCGCGGCGUACAACUGAGCCAACUCACAGACGCAGGCAAAGACCAACUUGCCCUGUUCGUUGCCCAACGUAAAGUUGUCGCAUUCCGUGACCAAGACUUUGCAAGUCUCCCCAUCGAUAAAGCUCUGGAAUUUGGUGGCUACUUUGGCCGUCACCACAUCCAUCCUACCUCCGGUGCUCCCAAGGGCCACCCCGAAGUCCACCUCGUGCACCGUGGCGCAGACGACAACUCGUUUUUGCAGACAUUCUUGCACGAACACACAAACUCCGUGACGUGGCACUCGGACGUCUCCUACGAGCGCCAGCCACCGGGCACCACAUUUUUGUAUCUACUUGACGGUCCCACAACCGGGGGUGACACCUUAUUCGCAAACCUGGCCAAGGCAUAUGAGCGGUUGUCCCCCGAGUUCAGGAAGAGACUUCACGGUCUUAAAGCUGUGCAUUCGGGCUUUGAGCAGGCGCAAAGUGCGCUGGCAAGGGAGAGUACGGUGCGAAGAGAUCCCGUGAAGCAUGAGCAUCCGAUUGUGAGGACGCAUCCCGUUACGGGCGAGAAGGCGCUUUAUGUUAAUCCUCAGUUCACCCGAUACAUCGUCGGCUACAAAAAGGAAGAAUCCGAGCAUCUACUCAAAUUCUUAUUUGAACACAUCGCAUUGUCGCAGGAUCUCCAGACCCGCAUCAAAUGGGCUCCUGGUACAGUUGUAGUUUGGGAUAACCGUGUUACUGCACACUCGGCCUUGUAUGACUGGGAAAAUGGCCAGAGACGUCAUCUUGCGCGUAUAACUCCUCAGGCUGAGCCUCCUCGCGAGACGCCGUUUGAGGCUUAG